CAGAUAGCGGCACAGACACUAACAGGAGCCGGAACACAGCUCGGCGGCUCUGGAUCCAGCAUUCAUUCUGGAAACAUCCUCUUUAUCUGCCUGUGCGUCUGCUGGUUGCCAAGGUUCAUGGAAUCAUCCCGUAUGUCAAGUUCAUCAAUCACUUUAAGUCUACCUACCGCCAUCUCUGUAGAUACAAUUGUAAUCAAAGAUCCUGAUAAGGAUGGACAACUGUAUGAGAGACCUACGAUAGACGAGGGUGAUGCAGCCAUCCGUAUUCAACAGUUUUGGAGGGGCCACCGCAAUCAAAAGAUUUUUAAACUUCUAAAGCAAGCGGCACGUGCUGCUGAAUCAUCGGCAGCAAAUGGCAUUUUAAAGAAAGUUAGCCCUUUAGAAGCAGAAUUGUUAAGAGAUCCCAGCAUGCAGUGUAAAGUAAGAUUCAGAUUUGCAGGCUGUGAAUUUCCACCUUUUAUCGUUUUCAAGAUUUAUCAUUGUUCGGGUGGUUAUGGAAACAAAUACAUAAGUGGAAAGAGAAUAAUCAAUACUUCAAGUCAGGCUGCAGAGAAUGCCUGCAAAUUGAUGGGCCAUCGUGCCUAUUAUGAGCAAAUCAUUUGUGAUGAACUACAGUAUCAGAAGCAUGGAAUAACAGACAUUGUGGAUGUGGCAACUCUGAAAGAUUACAUGCAGUACACUAGUCACCUAGAUGAGACUCCUGCUCACCUAGGAGGUCGGGAUAACUGCUGGAGAAGAUUAUCUCUAAAAAACAUGCCACGGACUACAAUUAUGUAUGAUAUAAUGGACUAUGCAGAGUCUGGAACUUUGUCCGAUAGACUUGAACAGGAAAUGAAAUUGCUUUUGCGGGUUUCCCACAGUGAAGAUGUUCAAAGGAGGCAACUAAGUGCUCUAACACAAAUCAGAUCUCCUGUACCUCCUCCAUCAGCAAUAUCUACACAUUGGUCAUCACAAAAAGCAGGAGCACUCAGACACUCUUCACGGCGUUCCCAGAGAGUUCGUAGCAAAGUAGCCAAAAUGAGGAGAAUUUAUGGAUUGGAGAGGGAAAAGGAGGACAGUAUAUAUGAUAACACUGAAGUCUCCAGCAAGCCAUUUUCAGAUGGGAAAGAACGGUUGGACCAUGUGGCCUUUUCAGAUGACGACUGGGAUGAAGAAGCCGAGAAGCUUUAUGUCUGGAGUCAAGGAUUGUCCAUGGAUAAAAUAUGACAGAAUACACCCUUUUGCACUAACAAUGUCCUGUUACAAUUGUAAAGAUCCCAGCACUAUGGUUGCUUGGUCAACAGGCAAAAGUAUAAAACAAAUGGUUUAAGUGCUUGGAAUCUUUUUAAUGUAUACACAUUUUUUUAAAAGCAAGGCUGCAAAAAUAAAGUUAACAACCCUAAUGCUGCA
This is a messenger RNA of Pelobates fuscus (common spadefoot toad), 1389 nucleotides long. RefSeq names its product chromosome 1 CXorf58 homolog (gene C1HXorf58). The coding region runs from base 118 to 1206 and encodes 362 amino acids. The record is from RefSeq and is a predicted model, not a curated record. The transcript is spliced from 10 exons. Gene Ontology annotation, molecular function: protein binding. NCBI's taxonomy places the organism in Eukaryota, Metazoa, Chordata, Amphibia, Anura, Pelobatidae.